Magallana angulata is the source of this 1144-nucleotide messenger RNA. RefSeq lists its product as uncharacterized. Gene Ontology annotation, molecular function: protein serine/threonine kinase activity. Gene Ontology annotation, cellular component: cytoplasm. The record is from RefSeq and is a predicted model, not a curated record. Gene Ontology annotation, biological process: peptidyl-threonine phosphorylation. The transcript has a single exon. Bases 62 to 1027 code for a protein of 321 amino acids. NCBI's taxonomy places the organism in Eukaryota, Metazoa, Mollusca, Bivalvia, Ostreida, Ostreidae.
UUGAUGUCACAUGCAAUUUUAGGUGUACUUGUAAUCAGUCGAUGAGUCUAGCAUACUAAACAUGGGCGACAAGUUGGAUUUGGCGUUUGCUAUGGACUGUACUAGUAGUAUGUGUAGUUAUAUCGCUUCUGCGAAGCAAAACAUAGAGAAUAUCAUUCAACGGAUUUCUUCGUCGGGAAUAAGUAGCAUUCGAUUUGGACUCGUUGAAUACCGUGAUCACCCACCACAAGACCACAGUUUCGUCACACAAAAACACGAUUUUACUCCAAAUAUAACUACAAUGAAAUCAUGGCUUACUGCUUGUUCAGCUAAUGGGGGAGGUGACACACCAGAAGCCGUUGCCGAUGCUAUGUACGACGUUCUCCACUUGUCGUGGCAUUCAGAUGCUACAAAAAUAUGUGUUCUGAUUUCAGAUGCCCCGCCACAUGGUCUUGAACGUUCUGAUAAUUUCCCUCAAUGUCCGGCGGGACACGAUCCAGUUUGUAUCGCCUCUGAAAUGGCUAAAAAGGGAAUUGUUUUAUACUCAAUAGGAUGUGGCUUGUCCGGUUAUGUAAUGGACUUUUUCAUGGCCAUUGCUUUUCUGACUGGGGGUCAGUAUGUGCCGCUAAGUACCGCUAGUAAUUUGACUGAAGUUAUCAUCGGGGGAGCCCAGGAAGAGGUUUCGUUGGAAAAAUGGAUGGCAGAAGUUGAUGAAGAAGUGCAAAGAGAUUUAGCGAAAAAUAUAGAGAUUGACGAAGAAGAAUUGUCAAGAAGAAUUCAUAAAAAAAUGGAAGUUAAGGGAGCGCGUGCAAAACAGUUAACGAGAAACAACAAGCAGGUUGGCGAAAUAAACAGACGGGCCAAGAUGAUGUCCAAACUUAAGACACUUCCACAAAUGAGGGAUUUUCCAGCAGAGGGCGCUUACGUACCCGAUCCUAACAUAGAUUCUUACAAGGGUGGAUCUGCAGGUUUUGAUAUCGACGAAGGAGAAAUCACUCGCGAACAAGCUGAGAGAAUGGUCAUUAAAGCCAAAGCUCGAAUUACAUAAUUGAUUUCGUGUCGGAUUAUCUUGUUCUGUAAACAUUACUAUGAUUUGAUGUUAGGCCAAUAAAUAUAUCUUUUGUUUUUUUAAUAUAUUGUCAUUUUAAAUACUCCAAAAUAAUAA